Molecule: messenger RNA, 1167 nt
Organism: Exophiala bonariae
Lineage: Eukaryota; Fungi; Ascomycota; Eurotiomycetes; Chaetothyriales; Herpotrichiellaceae
Exons: 4
Coding region: 1-1167 (388 amino acids)
Biological process (GO): cytoskeleton-dependent cytokinesis; intracellular protein localization
Cellular component (GO): cytosol; cell division site; microtubule cytoskeleton
Molecular function (GO): GTP binding; GTPase activity; molecular adaptor activity
Source: RefSeq, a predicted model, not a curated record
AUGUUCUCUACUAAACAGAUGCGCGUUGCGCAGUCAAAGAUUCGGAGAAAGAAGAAUGUCAAGAAGGGUAUCCAGUUCUCCAUGAUGGUGUGUGGCGCAUCAGGCACUGGACGAACCACAUUUGUCAAUACCCUCUGUGGCAGAAGAGUCCUCCAACCCAAAGACGCCGAUGAUGCAGCCAACGCACACCUGGAGGAAGGUGUAAGGAUCAAGCCUGUCACAGUUGAGCUUGAACUGGACGAGGAAGGCACACGUGUCUCAUUGACCAUUGUCGACACUCCCGGGUUUGGCGAUUCCAUCGAUAACGAAGCCUCAUUCGGCGAAAUUGUCGGUUACCUCGAGAGACAAUACGAUGACAUCCUUGCCGAAGAAUCUCGUAUCAAGCGUAAUCCUCGAUUCCGCGACAAUCGCGUGCACGCCCUCCUCUACUUCAUCACCCCCACGGGACACGGUCUCCGAGAACUGGACAUUGAAUUGAUGAAACGAUUGUCACCACGUGUCAAUGUCAUUCCCGUUAUUGGCAAGGCCGAUUCCUUAACCCCUGCCGAACUGGCCGAGUCCAAGAAAUUAGUCAUGGAAGAUAUUGAACAUUACCGCAUCCCGGUCUACAAUUUCCCCUAUGAUAUCGAAGAAGAUGACGAAGAUACGGUCGAGGAGAAUGCAGAACUACGAGGGUUGAUGCCAUUUGCCAUUGUUGGAUCGGAAGAUGUGAUUGAGAAUGGUGGACGACGUGUUAGAGCCCGACAGUACCCUUGGGGUAUUGUUGAGGUGGACAAUCCUCGUCACUCGGACUUCCUGGCUAUUCGCAGUGCCCUUCUUCAUUCCCACCUUGCAGAUCUGAAGGAAAUUACACACGACUUUCUGUAUGAAAACUAUCGAACGGAGAAACUCAGCAAGAGUGUGGAUGGUGGUGUAUCUGGCCAAGAUUCGUCGAUCAACCCAGAAGACCUCGCCAACCAGUCAGUGCGUCUGAAGGAGGAACAACUUCGUCGUGAAGAGGAGAAGCUUCGAGAAAUUGAAGUCAAGGUGCAACGAGAGAUCAAUGAGAAACGACAAGAACUGCUUGCACGAGAAAGCCAACUGCGUGAAAUUGAAGCCCGCAUGCAAAGAGAACAAAGUCAAGGGAUGGAAGACCUGAAUGGUCAUGGACAUCACCAGCAGGAGUAA